Molecule: messenger RNA, 1650 nt
Organism: Schizophyllum commune H4-8
Lineage: Eukaryota; Fungi; Basidiomycota; Agaricomycetes; Agaricales; Schizophyllaceae
Product: MFS general substrate transporter
Exons: 8
Coding region: 26-1504 (492 amino acids)
Biological process (GO): transmembrane transport
Molecular function (GO): transmembrane transporter activity
Source: RefSeq, a predicted model, not a curated record
CUGAAGGACCUUGCUUCCCUCCAUCAUGACCGCUUCAGAAGAGACACGGCCUCUCCUCAACGAGGAUGGCGAGCGUGUGCCCGAUGAAGAGAAUGUGACGAAGGAGACCCCAUUGCCGCUACGACAGCUCGCUAUCGUCUACCUCAUCCAGUUCUGUGAGCCGCUGACGGGGCUUGUGAUCUAUCCCUUCAUUGCGGAGCUAGUACAAGAAACGGGGAUCACUAGAGGGAACGACAAGGCGACGGCUUUCUACGCAGGCAUCGUUGAAUCCCUCUUUUUCUUCUCCGAGUUCUUGACUUGCAUGCUCUGGGGACGUCUUUCCGACUAUCAUGGCCGUCGACCUAUUCUACUCAUUGCACCGUUCGGGCUGGCGGUCGCCACAUACGGCUUCGGAUUUUCGAAGACCUUCUGGCUGCUCUGCGUCUUCCGCUUCAUGCAAGGCGUGUUCAAUGGCAACGUUGGCGUAUCAAAAAGUGUAUUGGCCGAGCUCACAGACGCUACCAAUCGACCUCGGGCAUUCUCUAUGCUGCCGCUCAAUUGGUCGUUCGCUGGCAUCCUGGCGCCUAUCAUCGGUGGUACAUUGUCGCACCCCGUCAAGCACUUUCCAGGCGUCUUCGGAAAUGUGUGGCUGCUGCAGAAAUUUCCGUACCUUCUUCCGUGCGCCGUCUCUGCUACGAUUUCUUUGGGUGUCUUCUUAUUUGCGCUUGUCUAUCUGAAGGAGUCCCUUCCUUCCGCCCUCGAACAACAAAGAAAGGCGCCCUCUAACGCACGUGAAGCGGCCAACGCCGCGCGCGACUACGGCACCAUCGCGGAUGAGCUGCAGCCAUCCCCUACUGAGCUCGCUCCGCCUCCUGCCGUCAAAGCCCUCCUCCGCGAUCCCUAUGUGAGCAAAGUCCUCGCGACGUACGCCAUCUUCGGCUUCUGCGACAUGUCGCUCUCGUCCUUGGUCCCCAUCAUUCUUUACUCGGACAUUCAAAAUGGCGGAUUGAACUUCGACCCCUUAACUAUCGGUACCAUCAUGGGCAUCUGGGGCGUCUUCAACACGAUCUUCCAGCUGGUAGGUGCGCCGUACUUCAUCAAGCGCUUCGGUCCGCGGGUGAUGCAGAUGACGGCUGCUGUCGCUGCUGGGCUCAUGGCCGUGCUGUUGCCCACGGAGAAUUAUAUAGCGCGCCAGAUUGGAUAUGUGAAUGGCGUCGUGAUGGUCCUCCUCGCACUCCAGUAUCUGUGCUUGUCGUUCACAUUCGUCGGAUACGGCACGAUAUACAUGUUCGUCGUCGACAGCGCCCCGACGUCGAACUCGAUGGGCGCUGUAAAUGGCCUUGCACAGGCUUCAUCGACGUUGGUCCGUACGUUCGCGCCGUGGAUCUCAACGUCGCUAUUGUCGCUUUCGCUGCAGAAGAAUAUACUCGGUGGACGCUUCAUCUACCUGUUCGUCAUUUGCGUGGCGUGUGCGAACUUCUACAUGACCACCUUCUUGCCGAAGCAGCUUCGGAAUGCUCACUAGUAGCACUACAAUUCUAGACCCACUGCGUAGUAUGCUUUCUAUAGAGUAGUAUACUAUACCCUCUGACGAAUAUACUUGUGGUGUGGCGAUAUCAUUGACCUUCCCUUAGGUGGACAAUAGAAUGAUGCGGUCACUGGACGGAGCCU